Molecule: messenger RNA, 750 nt
Organism: Suhomyces tanzawaensis NRRL Y-17324
Lineage: Eukaryota; Fungi; Ascomycota; Pichiomycetes; Serinales; Debaryomycetaceae
Gene: ADK1
Product: adenylate kinase
Exons: 1
Coding region: 1-750 (249 amino acids)
Biological process (GO): ADP biosynthetic process
Cellular component (GO): cytoplasm; mitochondrion
Molecular function (GO): AMP kinase activity; ATP binding
Source: RefSeq, a predicted model, not a curated record
AUGUCUGUCGAAGAAUUAAAGGCCACCGUCGCCAAGUUGCAAGAGAGAAUCCAACACUUGGAAUCCAAAGCUGGAAUUGUUCCAAAUGUGCCAAAGUCCAUUAGAAUGGUGUUGAUCGGCCCACCAGGUGCUGGUAAGGGUACCCAAGCUCCAAACUUGAAGGAGAAGUUCUGUGCCUGUCACUUGGCCACCGGUGACAUGUUGAGAGCUCAAGUCACUGCCAAGACCCCCUUGGGUAUUGAGGCCAAGAAGAUCAUGGACGCUGGUUUAUUGGUGUCCGACGAGAUCAUGGUCAACAUCAUCAAGGACGAAUUGGAAAACAACAAGGAAUGUUCCCAAGGUUUCAUCUUGGACGGUUUCCCACGUACCAUUCCUCAAGCCGAGAAGUUGGACUCCAUGUUGGCUGACAGAAAGACCCCAUUGGAAAACGCCGUCGAAUUGAAGAUCGACGACGAAUUGUUGGUCGCCAGAAUCACCGGUAGAUUGGUCCACCCAGCCUCUGGUAGAUCUUACCACAAGUUGUUCAACCCACCAAAGAAGGAAAUGACCGACGACAUCACUGGCGAAUCCUUGGUCCAAAGAUCUGACGACAACGCCGAGGCCUUGACCAAGAGAUUGGUCACCUACCACAAGCAAACCGAACCAAUUGUUGAAUACUACAGAAAGACCGGUAUCUGGAGUGGUGUUGAUGCUUCCCAAAAGCCUGGUAAGGUCUGGACCGACAUCUUGAAGUGUUUAGGUCAAAAGUAA